This is a messenger RNA of Leptopilina heterotoma, 1482 nucleotides long. RefSeq lists its product as uncharacterized. Lineage: Eukaryota; Metazoa; Arthropoda; Insecta; Hymenoptera; Figitidae. The transcript has 3 exons. Bases 383 to 1444 code for a protein of 353 amino acids. The record is from RefSeq and is a predicted model, not a curated record.
UAGGAAAGAAGUUUACGAUGCAGAGGUGGGAUAGCUCAGUAUCGGCGGCUGGUUAGGUUGAGAAAGCGGGACCGCAGGCGUCGUCAUCAUACAACCGCAAUGUUUUGCACGAUUCACAGUGGGACAGAAUCUGAAAAACUCGGCCGAAACCUCGAAAAAAAAGUUGUAGAUAGACCGUUUUGCGCUAUAGAAUUUCGUAGAGAAGGUAUUUCUAUACACUAUAGCAAAAGGAACUAUAGCGUGGUUCUAUGGUAACAAAAAUACAGCAGUCGAAAGUUAACCUCUUCGCAGUGUCGUUUACACUGCAAAGCGUUAGCAAAAAGUUACAGUGCGAAAAAUUGUGACAGUUUUUUCAAAAGUAAGACAAUUUGAAUCUGACAAAAUGGAAAAUACUCCUAAAGAUUUGCAAAAGGAGAUCGUCGCUUGUACGAAAAGAGAUCUAUUUGAUACUCUUAAAGGUCAGAUGAAUGCAGAAUUGGACACUCAAAUUAAUAUCAUACAAAAUUAUCUAAACAAAAGUUCUGACAGCAGUUUUAUUAUUGAUCCAGACCAAGUUGUUAAUUUAAAGAAAACUUUAUCAAAAAUAAAAUCAAAAUGGAAGGAAUCCCACCGAAUAAUUAAAAGAUUUUUUACUACAAAUAAUGAUUGGUUAAAUGGAACAAUAAAUAUUGUGUGCUCUCGUGCGAUUCCUACGGAUGCGGAUGCAACUAAAGAAAAUAAAGGUGGUCGACCAGCAAGUAAUUUUGAGGAGUCCAGUGAUCGAUCGAAACGGCGUAAAACAACUAAAAUGCGCGAAGAUUUCACUGCAGAAGAAUUAUCGUAUGCUACUCAAAUGAGUCUCCGUUCAUCUGGAUCUGUAGACGCUGCUGCUGUUAUAAAAGAUAUUACAACAACAACGCCUACUAGAGCAUCACGAUAUAGAGCAGCUUUUAAAUCUUCUUUAACACAUCAGCCAAUUGAAAUGACUGGGGAUGAAGCACUUGUAGACAUUGUUGGAUCAAAAUUAACGAAGCAGAGCUACAUUGGUAUCCGGAGUUCAUUGACACGAAAAAAAUUUAAUGCCUACCCGUCUUACAGAAAAGUUGUGGAAGCAAAGUCUCGUUGUUAUCCAUCAGAUAUUACUGUCACCGAGACUUCAGCAGAAGUCAAAUUACAAAGUUUAUUAAACCAUACAUGCGAUCGACUGUUAAUGGUACAAAUGGACAUAUUAAACGCUUUAGAUUUUGGUAUUGUUAAAAAUCUUAGAUUAGUUUGUAAAUGGGGUUGUGAUGGUAGUUCAGGCCAGAGUGAAUAUAAGCAGCAGUUUUCUAGUCCUGAUAGUUCUGAUUCUCACAUGUUUUUAACUUCGUUGGUGCCGUUACGAAUUGUAGGCUUUGAUGAAAAUUUAAAAAAAGAUGUCAUUAUUUGGAAAAAACCCAAAACCCUCGUCAACCCGCUUUUGUAGGCCUAUAAGAAUUCAAUUUCAAAAAGAAACUGUUGAUU